Molecule: messenger RNA, 957 nt
Organism: Linepithema humile (Argentine ant)
Lineage: Eukaryota; Metazoa; Arthropoda; Insecta; Hymenoptera; Formicidae
Source: RefSeq, a predicted model, not a curated record
AUGAAGAAGCUCGCUGUUGUAAUGGUGGAGGAUUGGAAUAUUUAUUCAAAGUUUAGCAACGAGUACAAUAUCCUUUGUAGGAAUUAUGCGAUGGGCAGAAAAGUCACGAUUGCUUAUGCAGUCUCUCUAUACGGCUCAAUGACUCCCUUUCUCCUCGUGCCAGUGUUAUUAAACACAGCUAAUUAUAUGGGUCUGUACAACAUGUCUGACGAUAGACCUUUGAUGUUCCGCACGGAAUACUUUCUAGAUUCCCAGAAGUAUUACUAUCCGUUACUGGUGCACUCGUACAUCGGCACCCUCGGCUUCGUCUCGAUCGUCGUGGCGAUUGACUCGAUGUUGGUGUUUCACGUCCAGCACGAAUGCGGCAUGUGCGAAAUCCUAGGAUAUCGGCUAGCGCGGAUUGUUGAAGCAACUACUUUAGACAUAAAUUUGUAUCCAUCUAGAGAAGAGGAUACGGCGUACAAACGUGCUAAGAGUUGUGUGAUCAUGCACAACCACAUAAUAGAGUACGCUAAAUGUAUCGAGAAUGCGAAUACGACAUCGUAUUUUUUUCAAUUAGGUUGUAAUAUGAUGGGCAUGACUUUUACAAUAUUCCAGGCGGUGGUGAAGUUGACCGAUCCAAAGGAAGCUCUGCGAUACGCAUCGUUCACGGUGACCUUGUUCUCCGUGCUCUUUCUCGAAAGCUGGCCGGGCCAGCAAUUGUCGGAUUACACUGAUAAAAUUUUUAGAUACAUAACCGAUGGACAGUGGUAUCAGUCUCCGUUGAGCGUGAGGAAAGUGAUCUGCAUUAUGCUGUUGAAAAGUUACGUGCCAAUUAGAAUAACUGCGGGCAAGCUGUACGCGCUGAAUUUGCAGAACUUCUCUGCCGUUAUGCGCACGUCGUUCUCUUACUUCACCGUCCUCUGUUCUAUGCAGUGAGCGUAUUACAGCUCAAUGGUUGUUAUAUGACAGCAGUUA